Messenger RNA from Cordyceps militaris CM01, 2802 nucleotides. RefSeq lists its product as uncharacterized. Bases 1 to 2802 code for a protein of 933 amino acids. The record is from RefSeq and is a predicted model, not a curated record. The transcript has 2 exons. Gene Ontology annotation, cellular component: membrane. Lineage: Eukaryota; Fungi; Ascomycota; Sordariomycetes; Hypocreales; Cordycipitaceae. Gene Ontology annotation, molecular function: metal ion transmembrane transporter activity. Gene Ontology annotation, biological process: metal ion transport; transmembrane transport.
AUGGGUGGCACGCAAAAGUCUGAGGAAGACGGGUACGCCCUGUCAUGGCCACCAUCGCAGCGCUGGAACCCAAGCUACAAUGUCCCUAGAAACUCGCUGGAGCGAUCACUUGGCGCAAAUCUCGCGCUGCGCAACGAAGAGACACGACUGCCUCCCACCACCGCCACGACUUCUUUUCCCACGAGCCACCAAAACACCCUCGUGCAGGGUCAUGAUGGAGCAAGCUCGGAUGCUUCUGUCAAGGCACCCAAAGCCGAUGACUCGGAGCCACCCAAGGCCAGUGACGCUGAGCCACCAGAGGACUUGUUCAACCUGUCGCAUUGGCUCGAGACGUUAUCCGAGCUGUACAUGAACAACCUCGACAACCGCGCCAGAUGGGACCCCCGAUGGCUCAACGUCACCCAUCGCGAACGCUAUAGCGGUCUGUCGUCGUCCGCAGUCACCGUCAUUGACUACGUUUCUGGUCACGACAAUGCUGCGGUAGUGACGGCAGCAACGAAGCAGCACCUUGCAGAGCUGCUGCAGAACAGGCCCAAAGCAUGCGGCCUCCGGGUCAUCAUGAUGACUGACCUCAGCCGCUUCACCAUGGGCGCCAUUGGGCAGACGUACAACAUGGACCCCGAGUUCUGGUUCGAGCACCUGGCUAACUCGGGGUACGCCGCGAGCGACAGCCAGCUCAAGGUCAACAAUGCCAUCUGGAUGAACUGGAGCGAACAAGGAACGCGCUUCCGCCAUCACCCGCUGCCCGGCACCGGCCAGCGCACCGAGUGGAACAUUCCGCGCCGCGUCAAGUCGCGGCCGUGGGUGCACAUGAAGUGGGCGCGGCUGGGUCUCCUGCACUACCUGGGCAAGAAGGGAUUCAACGAGGCCGAGAUUGAGGUCCGCCUGAGCGACGGACGGUGGCUGGCGGAGCGAGACGUUGUCCAGGACAAAUGGGGACGGUACAUGACGGCACAGAAACUGGCCAAGGCCAAGGCUCUCGCCGACGCAAAGCAAAGAAAGAAGCAGAGGAAGCAAAAAGGACACUACCCGCCAGCGGCCAGCUCGUCAACGACGGACGCCGUCUUGACGCCGUCCAAGGUCAAGGCCAGCAAUGUCUACCGUUCAUACAGCACCUUUGAAGGCCUGCCCAAGAACUUGAAUUCAUGGUAUAAUAGAGAUUUACGUGUUUUGGCACCCGAAGGUCUCAGCCAUUGGACCGGCUGCGAUGAGGCAGGAGAGAGAGUCAUCGUCCUCGUCUUUGACCCAGCCCGGAAGAUGAAGAAUAUCCAGACCAACGAAUACACGCCUUCCUUGACCUUUAUGCCCAGGGCCAUGGAGAUUGAAAGCUACUCGGACGAGGAGCUCUGGCGCAGCGCCGGCCCCGAAGAGACGUAUCUGGAUCCGCCACCGCCGCCCAUUACCAACAAGCAGAUCAAGGCGCAAAAAAAGGAGGCCACCAAGCAGAAUCUCAAGCAAAAACGCGACGCCCUGCGGAACCGCUUCCGCAGGAAACAGGUCGACGCGGAUCCCUCGCUCCACGAAGAAUCAGGCGGCGGCGACGAGAGCGAUUCGGAAUCUUCGUACACCAGCGACGACGACUAUGACGAGGACUACGAGAAGGAGCUACGGGAAGAGUACGCGAACCCGAAGCCGUACUCGCGCGACCGCGCGUUUGCCAGGAAAUACAGCCUGUCCACGUCGGAGCUGGUCCUCGGCCGCUUACGCACGCUGUCGCCGGCCGACGCUGCCCGGGACGGCGACGCCCUCGUGGCCACGCUGCUGCACAGCCUCGUGCUCGACGAUUUCUGGCGGCUGCUGGCCGAGAUGCGGGCGGAGCUGGACCACCUCGACGGGGACUUUUCCGGCGCGCUCUUCUCGCAGCUCGUCGAGUCGUUUGGCAACUCGGUGCGGCAGAACCUGUGUUGGAUGCGGUGCACCCUGCAGGCGCUGGGCGAGUGGGCGCUGCACCUGCACGCCGCCACCGCCACCUCCUCGACGCCGCACGAUGCCGUCGAGGGUGAGGAGCUCGCGCUGCUCAUCGCCGACGUGCAGGCGCUGCAGCGGCGCGCCGAGUCAACGCUCAGCAUGCUGGCCUCGUCCAUGGGCCUGUCGCAGUCGGCGCUCGUCAUCGACCAGACGUCGGGCAUCAACAAGCUGACGGAGCUGGCCUUUUUCUUUGUGCCGCUGUCCUUUGUCACGUCCAUCUUCUCCAUGCAGGUGCGCGAGGUGCUCGCCGCGCCGCCGCGCCUGUGGACGUGGGCGCUCGCGCUCGCCGUCGUCGGCCUGGUGACGUACCUCGUGCGCAUCCUCGUGCGCUCGCCGUCGGUGCGCGUCGGCAUCCUGCACUGCCGCGCCACCAUCAUCAACCGCUUCUCGUCGGCGCGCUCCGGCGCCGCCGAGCACCGCCUCCACACGGUCGGCAACCGCGCCGUCGCCAAGUUUUGCUUCUUCUUUGCAUGCAUCAUCGUCAUCUACACGACCAUCCUCGUCCUCGGCCUGGUCUUCCUCGCCGUCGUGUAUCUCGGCGUCUGGGCCGGCGCCGCCGGCACGGCCCUCUACUUCAUCGUCACCCGCUGGCCGGACCCGGCCGUGCUGGCGCCCUGCUUUGUCGCCCUGCCCUUGGCCGCGGCCGGCAUGUGGCUGUCGUGGCUGUGGUCCGAUGAGCUGACGGAGUGGACCGUCGACCUGAUGAUAAAGGUGGCUCUGCGCUUGGUGGCUGUGUUUCCGGAGAAAUGGAGGCUGGACAGUGUCGAUGACGAUGAUUUAUCGCGAGAGGGAAUCAAUACGUAUGCCAGACAAGCACUCACAUUGGCUACGUAG